Caenorhabditis remanei is the source of this 1413-nucleotide messenger RNA. RefSeq lists its product as uncharacterized. The transcript is spliced from 10 exons. Gene Ontology annotation, cellular component: nucleus. Gene Ontology annotation, molecular function: RNA polymerase II cis-regulatory region sequence-specific DNA binding; DNA-binding transcription factor activity, RNA polymerase II-specific. NCBI's taxonomy places the organism in Eukaryota, Metazoa, Nematoda, Chromadorea, Rhabditida, Rhabditidae. The record is from RefSeq and is a predicted model, not a curated record. Bases 1 to 1413 code for a protein of 470 amino acids. Gene Ontology annotation, biological process: regulation of transcription by RNA polymerase II; cell fate commitment.
AUGAGCCGUAGAAGAAAAGCAAAUCCGACAAAGCUUACUGAAAACGCCAAAAAAUUAUCAAAAGAAAUUGAGAACAGUCAAGAAGAGAACGACGACAAAAUGUUGACCCAAUCGCACACCCCGACUAUUAUAAUCCCAGAUCACAUGGACGACACUCCGAAUCCUGCCGUAUCCCCACACGACGAUUCGAUCAAAUCGAGUUCCAGCACCAUAUCUGAUCAUACAAGCACGUCUGCUACAACUGGAAUCUCAGAUUUUCCCGAUAUACUUGCCCAGACCGAACACGGUUGUUCUGUUCUAAUUGACGGAAACCAUUUGAGAGAGAUUAUAAACUCGGUGGAUACACAAGACGGAAAGCAAGAUCUAUUAUCGGACGUCAUUCGACAGUUGACAUCAAUAAAGGAGAGGUUAACGAGCGACGAAAGUCCCAUCAAAGACGAUUUAAAAGAAGACCGUGACGACAUGAGCCCGAUGCUCCACGCUGGGAACUUCGAUUCUGAGAUGCUCUUACGACAACAUGAAAUGAUGCAGCAACAUCAGCAACAGCAACAUCAAAUGAUAAUUGCAAACAUGCUGAAAGCCACUACAUCACUCCCAAUGUUAUUCAAUGGUGGAGGUUUAAAUUAUGAAGCUUUACUAAACAAUCCGGUUCUAAAUGCAACAAUCGCCGGUCACUUGCCCAAUACACUUGCCAACAAUAUUUCUAUGAUCCAGAAGAGCAUUACGGCUAAACUCGCAGCUGCCAAUUCUUUACAAGCUGCAGAGAAAGUGGAGACUCCUCUGAAUUUAUCGAAAGACACUCCGUCCCCAACUGCAGUUCCAGAAUCCCCACUUUCCGGUUUCAGGUUACCAUACUCUCUUGGAACCAAUUAUGGAAGUGAUGGACAGCUAUUCAACAACUGUUCUCCAGACUCCAGUGGUAAGAGUACACCUGGUAACACAUCGGUCACUAGUGAAGUAGCCACUCCACGUCCACAAGCAAAGUCACCAAACCACAUCAAAAGACCAAUGAAUGCGUUCAUGGUCUGGGCUCGUGACGAGAGACGCAAAAUCCUUAAAGCUUAUCCGGAUAUGCAUAACAGCAACAUUUCCAAAAUACUCGGAUCCCGCUGGAAAGGGAUGAGCAACUCGGAAAAACAACCUUACUAUGAAGAACAGUCGAGGCUGAGCAAAUUGCAUAUGGAACAACAUCCAGAUUAUCGGUACAGACCACGUCCUAAGAGGACAUGCGUGAUUGAUGGAAAGAAAGUGCGUGUUAACGAGUACAAAACCAUUAUGAAGACCAAAAAAGAUCUGAUGUGGGGAGAUGAGCCUGGAUUUUCUCAGCCAUCGUUGGAACUGGCGUCUCAUGUAAAUCUUCUUAAUGACCUCGCUCAUCACCAUCAAUCCCAUCUCUUGCAAACAGCUGAAUAA